This is a messenger RNA of Ostreobium quekettii, 1452 nucleotides long. Lineage: Eukaryota; Viridiplantae; Chlorophyta; Ulvophyceae; Bryopsidales; Ostreobiaceae. The record is from the annotation of a GenBank genome assembly.
AUGUCGUUCCUGGACCAGCUCAAGGACUACAAGUUCGUGGACAAGGCCGGCAAGGACUGCGGCCUCAACGUGCGCAACCGGGCCAAGGAGCUGGCGUCGCUCACGGCCGACCAGCAGCGCAUACUGGAGGAGCGCGAGAAGGCGCAGAAGAACAAGUCCAAGUACGGGGGCGUGGGGCGGGAGGAGGCGACCAGGUUUGGCGGCUUCGGCCCGUCGAAGUUUGGAACGGGAGGCUUCGGCGGGGCCGGCGGCUUCGGCUCGACCUACGAUUCCGAUGCGGGAUUCAGGGCCUCCGCGCCAUCCUCCGGCGGGAAGGCCUCCGCCGCGGCGGAGGAUGACGACGAGGACCCCUUCGAGGCGACGAAGAAGCGGAUCGACAGGCUGAAGGCCAACGGGGGGAUCGGGGAGGAGGCCGAGGGCCGGCCAAGGGUGCCUCCCUCCGCGGCCCAGCCGGCGACAUCGGAGCCGGAGAAGCGCAAGGGCCCCAAGACCCUGUCGGACGUGAAGGUGAACCCAGACAUCGCCAAGGCGUUCCUGAAGGGCGGGCCCGCGGGGGGCGCGGCCAAGCCCAGGGAUCUGGGCGACCUGCUGGGGGGCGCCCCAGCGGCCGGCUCGACGAACGGGGGCGCCAGCGCGAUGGAUCAGCUGGCGGGAUUGCACGUAGGGGCGCCCGCGAGCGGGGUGGACUUGCUGGCUGGCCCGGUGCCACAGCAGGGCGGGGGAGGGCAGGAGGCCUGGGAUGCCUUUGGCAACAAUGGCGGGGCUGCUGGCGGGCAGGACCCAUUCUUGGCGAUGUCAGCACCGGCGGUUCAGCCCGCGGCGGCCCCCCAGCCCGUGGACGACUUUGCGGACUUCGCCUCCGCCCCGCCCAAGGCGCCUGCGGACCCAUUUGCUGCCCUGGGGGGUGCGGCGCCGGCUGCGCAGACUGCGGCAUUUGGCAAGGGCGUGGGCGGGGCCGGGGGCGCCCCAAAGGCCGCCCUACCCGCGGAUAUGUUUCUUGACGCCCCAGCUGUGCCUUUGGGGAUGCCGCAGGCCAUGACGGGAGGAAUGCAGCCUGGCGGGAGUGUAGCAAAGGGGGGGAUGGCAGCAAUGGGAGUAACACCGGGCAUGGCCGGUUUUCAGCAGCCAGCAAGCGCUGCUGGUGGGGCAACAAUGCCCAUACUGAAUGCGGGAAUGGGCAUGGGCAUGUCACAGGGACCUGCGCCCACUGGAGGCUACCAGGGUUUGGUGCAGCCUGGCCUGGGAGCAGGUCCAAUGCAAUUGAAGCAGACCAGCACUGGCAUGCCAUCAAUGACGAUAGGAGCGGUGCCCAUGCUUGCUCCAGCGGCACCAGCAGUGAAGAGCGGCUUCACAAAUGCUCUUGUGGACAGCGGGGCACCAAUGCGGCCAGGCGCAGCACGACCAGUGUCAACCACAAAGAAGGAUCCUUUUGCCGAUUUGGGUGCACUCUGA